Rotaria sp. Silwood1 is the source of this 549-nucleotide messenger RNA. The record is from the annotation of a GenBank genome assembly. Lineage: Eukaryota; Metazoa; Rotifera; Eurotatoria; Philodinida; Philodinidae.
AUGAGAUUACAGACUAAAGAAAAUCAAAGUGGUCCUUUAGCUGUGCUGAAAGCGUGGCGUGAUAAGAAAUAUGCAGAAAUUGACCAAGAGUAUAAUAAAAAAAUACAAGAAUUCAAUAGAAAAAUAAUAAAACAAGAACAAGAAGUAUCACAAACUAUAGAAAAUAUAAAGGAACUUAUUAAUGAAGGUGAAGCAUCUUCUGAUCAAGUCAAACAAUUGAAGAACAAGAUUGAAUUUAUAGAAAAUCAAGUGAAUAAACUAAUGACAAAUGAACAGAUGCAAAGUUCAUUUGAGGACAUCAUUGAUAAAUUUAAUCUCAUUAAUACUUAUGUUCAAUUUGGUCGUCGGAAAUGUUUAGUUAAAGGAAAAGUAUUUUGCCGAGGCAAAAAUCUCUAUGCUUUGGAAUGUGAAAUGCCAUUAACAGGCUAUGAUGGAUUGUGUCCAAAAUGUCGAGAUGUUCAUAUUUCGUUGCAACGCGGUCGAGGUUUUUACGUGUCUUGCGAAACUCUUCAUGAAAAAGUAGCACAACAGUAUGAAAAACAGACGUAG